GAGAAUUCUAGAGGAUUCUACAAUAUUCUCAAUUUCCCAUUUCAUCUGAACUUCAAAAAUGUCUAUAUAUACACCCCUUUUGAAUCAUUGUUGGAGUCAAGUAUUUGGGUGUUUUUGUUCAUUCAAGGCUUUUCUUGAAAAAAUUAAAUAAAAUUGAAGAGGAUGUUUGGAAGAGGAGGAACAAAGAAGAGUGAUAAUACAAGGUAUUAUGAAAUCUUGGGUGUUUCCAAGAAUGCAUCAGAAGAUGAAAUCAAGAAAGCUUACAGAAAAGCUGCUAUGAAGAAUCACCCUGAUAAGGGUGGUGAUCCUGAAAAGUUUAAGGAGCUAGCUCAAGCUUAUGAGGUUUUGAGUGACUCACAGAAGCGCGAGAUUUAUGAUCAGUAUGGAGAAGAUGCACUGAAAGAAGGAAUGGGUGGUGGUGGCGGCAUGCAGGAUCCAUUUGACAUCUUUGAAUCCUUCUUUGGUGGAAAUCCUUUUGGAGGUGGUGGUAGUGGUAGAGGACGAAGACAGAGGAGGGGUGACGAUGUAGUGCAUCCACUGAAGGUGUCGCUUGAGGACCUAUACAGUGGGAUAACCAAGAAACUCUCACUUUCACGCAAUGUUAUUUGCUCCAAGUGUAGUGGCAAGGGGUCGAAGUCUGGUGCUUCAAUGAAGUGUUCUGGUUGUAAAGGUACUGGUAUGAAGGUCUCAAUCAGACAGCUUGGUCCUGGAAUGAUCCAGCAAAUGCAACAUCCUUGCAAUGAAUGCAAGGGUACCGGAGAGACAAUUGACGACAAGGACCGUUGUCCUCAAUGCAAAGGUGAAAAAGUGGUUCAGGAGAAGAAAGUCCUUGAAGUUCAUGUUGAAAAAGGAAUGCAAAAUGGACAGAAAGUUACAUUCCCUGGAGAGGCUGAUGAAGCGCCUGAUAGAGUUACUGGAGAUAUAGUUUUCGUUCUCCAGCAGAAAGAACACCCGAAGUUCAAGAGAAAGGGUGAAGAUCUGUUUGUAGAUCACACAUUGACCUUAACUGAGGCAUUAUGUGGCUUCCAGUUCAUAUUGACACACUUAGAUGGCAGACAACUCCUCAUAAAAUCAAAUCCUGGAGAAGUUGUUAAACCUGAUCAAUUCAAGGCAAUCAAUGAUGAAGGAAUGCCGAUGUAUCAGAGGCCAUUCAUGAGGGGUAAAUUGUACAUUCAUUUCAUCGUGGAAUUCCCCGAUUCGUUGAAACUGGAACAGGUGAAGGCUCUAGAGGCAAUCUUGCCACCAAGACCUAUAUCACAGUACUCAGACAUGGAACUGGAUGAAUGUGAAGAGACUACAUUACAUGAUGUGAAUAUGGAGGAGGAAAUGAGAAGGAAACAAGCUGCACAACAAGAAGCAUAUGAUGAGGAUGAAGAGAUGUCUGGUGGUGGAGGACAGAGAGUACAAUGUGCUCAACAGUAGAUGUAAAGAGGUUUACUAAAUUGAACUUUGCUUCUAGUUUGGUUUACUGUAUUCUGCUGUUGUUUGGUAGUGCCAAAAACAGAUGCUUUAUUGAAAUAAAAAUAUAAUUUUCUUUCCUUCUUCCUA
Molecule: messenger RNA, 1548 nt
Organism: Solanum dulcamara
Lineage: Eukaryota; Viridiplantae; Streptophyta; Magnoliopsida; Solanales; Solanaceae
Product: dnaJ protein homolog
Exons: 6
Coding region: 163-1422 (419 amino acids)
Biological process (GO): response to heat; protein refolding
Cellular component (GO): cytosol; cytoplasm
Molecular function (GO): ATP binding; Hsp70 protein binding
Source: RefSeq, a predicted model, not a curated record